Molecule: messenger RNA, 1904 nt
Organism: Ictalurus punctatus (channel catfish)
Lineage: Eukaryota; Metazoa; Chordata; Actinopteri; Siluriformes; Ictaluridae
Gene: tpm4b
Product: tropomyosin 4b
Exons: 9
Coding region: 272-1126 (284 amino acids)
Biological process (GO): muscle contraction; actin filament organization
Cellular component (GO): actin filament
Molecular function (GO): actin filament binding
Source: RefSeq, a predicted model, not a curated record
GACUACCUCAGGUUUAAACCUUCCACAGAAGCGUUGUGUUUCAUUCUUUUAUAGCCUGCUCUUUCCCUCAACUCUCCUCUCUUUCUCGCUGUCUCUCUCUCUCUCUCUCUCGUUCUUCCUCUGUGUGUCCUCCUCGUCAUCUUGUCUUCACGACCUCCUCGCUUGACAAGGAAAAGCUCCAUUCUGUCCAUCCUCUACACUCUUGAGUGAGACCAGCUCCUUUGAUUCUACACGUUUUCCUCUUAAGAGAGUCGUAAAAGCAGCCGGAAAAAUGGAGGCGAUCAAGAAGAAAAUGCAGAUGCUGAAGGCGGACAAGGAGAAUGCCUUCGAUCGUGCGGAGCAGUCCGAGACGGACAAGAAGGUCUCAGAGGACAAGUGCAAGCAGUUGGAGGACGAGCUGCUGGCACAGCAGAAGAAACUCAAGGGAACAGAAGAUGAACUGGACAAGUACUCCGAGGCCCUUAAAGAUGCCCAGGAGAAACUGGAUCUGUCUGAGAAGAAGGCCACAGAAGCUGAGGGCGAAGUCGCUGCUCUGAACCGCAGGAUCCAGCUAAUCGAGGAGGAGUUGGACCGAGCCCAAGGGAGACUGAGCACUGCGCUCCAGAAACUGGAAGAAGCAGAGAAAGCAGCUGAUGAAAGCGAGAGAGGUAUGAAGGUGAUUGAGAACCGUGCUAUGAAAGACGAGGAGAAAAUGGAAAUGCAGGAACUACAGCUUAAGGAGGCCAAAACCAUCGCUGAAGAUUCUGAUCGCAAAUACGAGGAGGUGGCUCGUAAGCUGGUGAUCAUAGAGACUGAGCUGGAGAGAGCAGAGGAGAGAGCAGAGGUUUCUGAACUCAAAAAUGGAGAUCUGGAGGAGGAACUUAAAAAUGUAACUAACACCCUGAAGUCCCUUGAAGCCCAGUCGGAGAAGUACUCGGAGAAAGAAGACAAGUACGAGGAAGAGGUCAAUGUUCUCAAUGAGAAACUGAAAGAGGCAGAGACACGUGCUGAGUUUGCAGAGAAAACUGUGUCCAAACUGGAAAAGACUAUUGAUGACCUGGAGGAGAGCCUACGGAACGAAAAAGAGGAGAGCCUGAGGCUGAACCAAGUCUUGGAUCAAACAAUUCACGAACUCAACAGCUUGUGAAUAAGAAAAAAAUGGAAACCAUCACAACAAACAACAUUCCACAUUUGUGUGUGUGUGUGUGUGUGUGUAGGAUUGGGUGUGUUUGUGGUUACGUUUUACUGCUCUAUUGUGUUGCCUGAGUCAUGCUUUUCUAUUUUUAUUCCUCAUCCACCCACACUUUUUCUUUGUUGCCAAAUGACCCAUUAUUAUAUGUUAUAACCCAAAGGUGAUGAAGUUAAUGACUGAUUUGAAAUGCUUUUGAGGAUGUUCACACCUGCCAUGCCUAAUACUCAACCUCCAACUUUAACCAGCAUAUUAUGGGCAUAUUCCACACAUCAACGCAGCCUUGGGGCCCCGUUCCUCCCCUACGCCUGGGACAGCUUCCGGAGUUACAAACCACAUCGAUAAUGUUUCCAGCAUUAAUGUGUCCAUUCUACAUUCCUGUAUUUAUUUAUUUCACAUUCACACCCAUCAGGAGUGUAUGAAACUGCGCUCAGGUUUCAUAAAAGUGGCAUUCAAAGGAAGGAAAACAUUUCUAAAGCAUUAUUCACAAAAUUUACACUCAAACAAUUCAGGUUAUAUUCGAUUAGAUCUACAGAUUUCAUGCGUGAUGUGUUUAGGGGAUUUUUUGUUUGUUUGUUUGUUUGUUUGUUUUACAUUCAAUGGUUAAUAUGAAGUCACUGAAAAGUGUCAAAUUAUUAUUUUUUUCUUUACUUAAAUGCUUUUCUGGAAAUGACGGAUCUGUUUUGUACUUUUUAAACGACAAUAAACUUUUCUCCUUUUGUUCAUUUUCACAAAA